Molecule: messenger RNA, 1776 nt
Organism: Gasterosteus aculeatus aculeatus (three-spined stickleback)
Lineage: Eukaryota; Metazoa; Chordata; Actinopteri; Perciformes; Gasterosteidae
Gene: il12ba
Product: interleukin 12Ba
Molecular function (GO): protein binding
Source: RefSeq, a predicted model, not a curated record
GACCCGCUGGUCCGGAAGUCUUGCUGGAGCUGCUGGUGGGCUCGAGCUCUUCAGGCCCGCCGCAUUUCCACCGAUGACGUCUUGACUUUCUUGGCCAAAGUUUUGACACACAAGACGUAAAAGUAGGUGUUUUUUACCUUAUUAUUACACUCGCAGCAUCAAUAGUACAAUUAUUUUUACGUUUCUCGUCGUAAUUCUGAUUCAACCAGGUGUUCAUCUCAUUAGCUUAAAUUAGGCUGACGUCACUACGUACGUUAGUUGUUCACCCCGUGGGGUUUUUCCUCGGUUGGGUUAUUUUACAAUGCCCUUUUUGUGAUUUUUUUUUUUUUUUUUUACCUGUUCUCCUAAAACAAAUACCAAUUUAAUAUUAUUAAGGGGUGAGUGUCGUCACACAGGUGCCCAACUUGUCAAACACCCGAUGAAACGCCUCAUAUAACGUCGCGUGAAAUUGAGGGUCGUAAACGUAAACAAGCCACGCGGCUCUCCACCUCUUGUUAACGCCUUGCUGGAAAGCGAAAUUCCUCUGGACUUUUCCCCGGACGAAGAUGGGGAAGUUUGUCUGUGAAAUGUCACCGUGCCGCUCACAUAAAGGUCGCCUGGACUCGCAGAGCCGAAGAGAGUAACGCGAAGAUGAAGUUAUUUGUUUUCAGCUUUGUCUGUGCAUUCCUGCACGUCACUCGUCAGAAUCCAACCCAACGGUGGAGUAUGAAGCCCCACGUUCUGCUUGUGGGCGUUGACGGCACGUUGGGCCCGCUGUCCCUGAGCUGCUUGGAGCGGCCGCAGGAGGAGGGGGAUAUUUCUUGGAGGAAGAACGGAGAGGAGGAAGCGCAGAGAGGAAACACUUACCUAAUUAAGCUGAGGGAGCUGUUAGGUGGGGGGAACUACACCUGCCACGGCGAGGACGGGUCGCUGCUCAACCACACCGAGGUCCUGAUCCAAGAUAACGCCACGAACGAGGGGAUAAUCCUUGUGAAACCCAAAGACGGAGAUUAUUUACAUUGUGCUGCUCAAAAUCACAACGGAGAGUUCCGCUGCUCCUGGAGGUGGCACAGCCAACGCGUCGGCAAAGUGGCUUUCAUCAAAGCUUGGCGUUUUUCCCACGACAGUGACGUAGAGUGUUCUGUGGACGGCGGCGGUCAGCGUUGGACCUGCUCUUCGGGCCAGAGUGACUUUGGCUGCUCGGUGGACGCCGACGGGCUCGGGAUCUUGUGCGUGGACCAGCGGCGCUGCCCCUCCGCCGAGGAGAGACGGAUGAUCCACUUCACCGUCUACGUGAGGACGAAGGACUUCCUGGUGGAGAGCUACUCCAAAUACUUUUACCUUUCCCAGAUAGUGAAACCCGACAAGGUGACGAUCAGAAAGGUCAACGCUACGCUGAUAGAGUGGAGUUAUCCCAGCUCCUGGAGCAGUCCCUACUCCUACUUCCCGCUCACUUUCCAGAUUGCGCAGUUGACGGGGCGACGCAAAACGUGUGCCCACCUUUCAAGACCCAAAGCCUUUAAGACCUCGACAGUCCACUCCACGUGUCGGCUCGAAGUCAAGCGCAGGGUUAAGGCCGUCUGCAUCCGGGCGAAGGACGUUCUGUGUGACUCGCAGUGGAGCGACUGGAGCCUCUUGAGCUUGAGGAGCAACAAGAAGAACAAACUAAACUGUCAGAACUAAUGACAAAUGUUACAGAAGAAAUGUUUGUUGUUUUUAUAUAUUUAUAGUGAUCUUAUUUUAGAACAUCUCAUUUAUAAUUUGUUGCCAUUCUUAAUAAAAUAAUAUUUAACACCA